AUGAGUGGUAAUAUUAUGGCUGAUAUCUAUGUAAUAAGAAAUCUUCCUUAUAACUUGGAGGAAAUAAAGUUGCAAUCGUUGAUCACACAAUCAUUCACUCAAGAACAAGUGCAAAUAGUUGAGUACACACAAGGUUUUGCAGGUCCAAAAGAGAAUGUAGCUACUAGAUGUUAUGUUAAGAUUAACAAGUCGAGUGUUGAUGCUUUCAUCGAUUAUAUGGAUGGUCGACCUUUUGUAAAUAGUAGAGGUGUCGAAGAGCGAUCGACUCUCGAAAAAGUCAUCUACUACCUGAGUGUAGCUAGACCGGCAAACAAUAAACACAAUAACACUGUCGAGACAUCAAAGACCUACUUGUCAUUCCUCCAACAGCUUAACGCACCAGAAGUACAACCACCAAGUUUAGAGUCAUUAGUAAACUCUAUUGAAAAGAAACAACAACCUACUUCAUUGAUUAUCGAAGAGUUAAGAAAGAAAAAGUCAGGAAAGAAGAAAUCAAAGUAUUCAAAAAAGGGAAAAGGUUAA
Molecule: messenger RNA, 522 nt
Organism: Heterostelium album PN500
Lineage: Eukaryota; Evosea; Eumycetozoa; Acytosteliales; Acytosteliaceae
Exons: 4
Coding region: 1-522 (173 amino acids)
Biological process (GO): positive regulation of translation; nuclear-transcribed mRNA catabolic process, nonsense-mediated decay
Cellular component (GO): nucleolus; cytoplasm
Molecular function (GO): mRNA binding
Source: RefSeq, a predicted model, not a curated record